AUGUCUUCAGCAGAAGAGUCGCCAGCCCAGCGAGCAGCCCGUCUCCGACGUGAGCGUCGUGAAGCUAAAAUCAAAGAGGGUGGUGCAGCGCGUUUGGAUAAGAUUACUAGUCUCAGCGGACGUACACCCGCAAGCAUGCGUGAAGAGGCCUCUCCAUCGCCAUCGCCAUCCCCCCCGUCUCCUGCACAGAUAUUAUCUACACCAGAGACCGAAAAGCCUCAACCGCAGCCGGCACCGGCACCAGCAUCAGUACCAGUCCAACCAACGUCGAACCCCGAGCCUCAGUCUCCCGAAAACCUACAGGCACAACAGGAGUUAUUCCGCGCACUUCUACGCCAAGGUGGACCAUCAUCCUCCGAGCAGGGCCCUCAGGAGGAGGAUCCUACAAUGCAAAUGCUCAAUACCUUGAUGGCAGGCAUGAAUGGGCAAGAUCAGGCUGCCGGUGGAGCUGCUGGCGGUCCAUCACCAGCCGAACUCGUGUCUGCCCUGGGGCUCCCUCCGUUUGUCGCGGAUCUGCUUGGAGCUGCAACUCACAAACCUACUGAUGAGGAGAAGAAGGAGGUCCGGACAUGGAAAGUACUGCACGUCCUGUUCGCAGUUGCAGUCGGGAUCUACUUGCUCAUGCUCAUCGGAACUUCGGUUUCCACCUACGGUAGCCAGCCACCACCCCCUGCCACUGCACAGAACCCGUUCCUUUACUUUACAACGGGAGAAGUGGUAUUGACUGGCGCGAGGUUAAUGAGCAAGGGUCGGACUGGGAGAGCUGCCGGGAUAAUGCUUUGGCUUCAACUCUUCCAGGACAUAGUCCGCGACGGUAGCCUAGUCGUGUUCUUGCUGGGGAUGGGAGCUUGGUGGACCCGUGAGUGGACAGCCUAUUAA
Aspergillus bombycis is the source of this 879-nucleotide messenger RNA. RefSeq lists its product as uncharacterized. The coding region runs from base 1 to 879 and encodes 292 amino acids. Gene Ontology annotation, biological process: retrograde vesicle-mediated transport, Golgi to endoplasmic reticulum. NCBI's taxonomy places the organism in Eukaryota, Fungi, Ascomycota, Eurotiomycetes, Eurotiales, Aspergillaceae. The transcript is spliced from 2 exons. The record is from RefSeq and is a predicted model, not a curated record.